Helianthus annuus (common sunflower) is the source of this 1135-nucleotide messenger RNA. RefSeq names its product AUGMIN subunit 2. The record is from RefSeq and is a predicted model, not a curated record. Lineage: Eukaryota; Viridiplantae; Streptophyta; Magnoliopsida; Asterales; Asteraceae. Bases 141 to 980 code for a protein of 279 amino acids. Gene Ontology annotation, biological process: spindle assembly; microtubule nucleation; microtubule organizing center organization. Gene Ontology annotation, cellular component: mitotic spindle microtubule. The transcript is spliced from 6 exons.
AUGAUGCGAUUGCGGUUAAACUUUGAUAUUGAAUCCUCAACGAACGACCACUUGAAGUUCCUUUCCAUUUUCAAAAUUCAGAUAGCCGAUUAAGGUCACAGCGUCGAAGAUCUGCAGAAUUACAAGUUAUUUUGGUGAAAAUGACGUCGAUUCAGGGAAGUGAUAGUGGUUGGGUGGGGAAAAAGCCUCUGAGACGACUCGGUGGAAUGUCAGAUGCUCUGUCAAUUGCCGCAGACCUAGGGUUUUCGGUUGCUCCUCCUCCUUCUCAGGAAGAUUUGCACAACUUAUCAGCUGGUGGUGAAAAGGGUGAUGAUUUGAUACGAGUCUUGAGGGAACUUACCUCUGUACAAAGAAAAAUUGCAGAUUUGCAGGUUGAACUUCAAGGUCGCAAGGAAGAUAAGAAUGUUGCUCACUUGACACAUGUGAGUGAAAUGGAAAAGAAGAUAGAAACUUUAGCGAGGAUCACUACUAUAUUGAAAGACGUUAUCCAGAAUAAGGACCGAAUUAUAGCCCGUCUUCAACAGCCAUAUUCAUUAGAUUGUAUACCGGUGGAAGCAGAAUAUCAGAAACAAUUCUCGGAACUAUUGAUGAAGGCUGCCAGUGAUUAUGGUCUUCUAACAUCAUCGGUUGCAGAUUUCCAGUGGACUCAAAACUUUAAAGAGCCACCUUCAGUAUGGGGGGAGAUGCUUAGGCCAAUCCCUGUGGCAUUGGCAUCAUGCACGAGGUUUUUUGAAGCAAUGACUGCCAUGAGAGAAUCUUUUGCAACGCUUCAAAAACUGCGGUUGGGACCCUCCGACUCUCAACUGAAAAUGACAGGCGGUGGCUCUGAUUGUGUGACUCCUCCUCCUUGGGGAAAAGAAUCAAGUUUUGAUGAUUUGGCUCUUACGACGUCGACGGAGGACGGAAACAGUAGUGAUAAUUUAGAUGGCACGAGUAACCGAAGAUUAUCAUGGCCUUUGGGGAAGGCAAAUGGUUUAUAACUGUUUCCGGGUUUUAUGUUGUGAUAAGUUGAUGUGGUUUUAUUGUGUGUGUAUUUUCCACUAUGUUUGAUAAGGCGUUUGAGAUGUGUGAAUGAAGCAAAUGAUGGGUCUUGAAUUAUAUGUCAAUGAAAAGUUCCUUUGAGGCUAUUAUGCAA